AUGCAAGUCCUGCUCAUCCUGUUUGUUGGUGGUCAUCUUCGAGGCAGAGCCAAGGCCCAUCCUGUCUACGGUUCAGAUCUAGCAGAUCUCAAGGUCCUUCUGGAGCGACUGGAAGACAAACUGGAAUCUGAAGAAAGGGAGACGGGGCUUAGCCAAGGUUUGAACGAACCAAAUGAUGAAAUAGCCAGAGACGCUUCCCCAGACGUUGCCUCCUGGGACAACGAAUACUCGAGGCCCCAGAGUGAAGGCACCUUCAGCCGCGGCGAGUGGGAGCAGUCACCAGAGAGGGCUCCAGCAGCCGGGAAGAACAAAUUAAGAGGACUUGUCAACUCGCCGCGCAGCAUCGAACGGUUCUCGAAUUGUUUCGGCCAAAGGCUGGAUAGAAUAGGGUCGUCAAGUGGCCUUGGCUGCAACAGGAACAGGAACUGAAGCUCAGUCUGAACACCUGAAUCAACACCUUCAUCAUCCGUCCC
Rhineura floridana is the source of this 473-nucleotide messenger RNA. Its product is annotated as natriuretic peptides A-like. The transcript has 3 exons. Gene Ontology annotation, molecular function: hormone receptor binding; hormone activity. The record is from RefSeq and is a predicted model, not a curated record. Lineage: Eukaryota; Metazoa; Chordata; Lepidosauria; Squamata; Rhineuridae. Gene Ontology annotation, biological process: cGMP biosynthetic process; neuropeptide signaling pathway; negative regulation of systemic arterial blood pressure. The coding region runs from base 1 to 429 and encodes 142 amino acids. Gene Ontology annotation, cellular component: nucleus; extracellular region; cytoplasm.